Molecule: messenger RNA, 5964 nt
Organism: Cimex lectularius (bed bug)
Lineage: Eukaryota; Metazoa; Arthropoda; Insecta; Hemiptera; Cimicidae
Gene: Atpalpha
Product: sodium/potassium-transporting ATPase subunit alpha
Exons: 20
Coding region: 252-3383 (1043 amino acids)
Biological process (GO): intracellular potassium ion homeostasis; intracellular sodium ion homeostasis; proton transmembrane transport
Cellular component (GO): membrane
Molecular function (GO): P-type sodium:potassium-exchanging transporter activity; ATP hydrolysis activity; ATP binding
Source: RefSeq, a predicted model, not a curated record
AGGGUUUAAUUGCUCGAAAUCCGGUAUCGUUGAAAACGACAAACCGAGAAUAAGAACUAUGAUUUGGAAAGAUUCAUACCCAUACUCACCCCACCUUCAUCACGUCUAAGAAGGGACGGAGUGUCAAACGGGUAAUUCGUCCUAUCACCGUUAGUUAGUUGCGCGAAAGGCCUUGGGAGUGGAUCGCAUUCUAAAUCAAAGCGAGUUUAGUCGCUGCUCUGCGAGUGAGGCUGUCGGACCUCCACCACACAAUGAACCAGCUCACGGAGGAUAACGAUGAGCAUGGACGGUCUGACUCAUACCGAGUUGCUACAGUUGGAACCCUUAAUGAUGACAACAAAACUGCUGAUGGAAAGGUCAAGUCCCGGCGAAAGCCCCCUGUAAAGAAGCAGAGGAAAGGAGACUUAGAUGAUUUAAAACAAGAGUUGGACAUUGACCAUCAUAAAAUAUCUGUAGAAGAACUAUACCAGCGAUUCAGCACUCACCCUGAAACUGGACUCACACACGCCAAAGCCAAAGAAAAUUUAGAAAGGGAUGGACCAAAUGCCCUAACACCGCCUAAAACUACACCAGAAUGGGUAAAAUUUUGCAAACAACUGUUUGGCGGUUUUGCCUUACUGCUCUGGGUUGGAGCUAUCCUUUGUUUUAUAGCUUACUCUAUACAAGCGAGUACUGUAGAAGAACCAUCAGAUGAUAAUUUAUAUUUAGGUAUUGUACUGGCGGCUGUGGUCAUUGUGACAGGCAUUUUCUCGUACUAUCAAGAAAGCAAAAGCUCAAGAAUCAUGGAGUCAUUUAAAAACAUGGUCCCACAGUUUGCAACAGUCAUCCGCCAAGGGGAAAAACUGACACUACGAGCAGAAGACAUUGUCCUUGGCGAUGUCGUUGAAGUUAAAUUUGGUGAUCGAAUACCUGCCGAUAUUCGUAUUAUUGAAGCUCGAGGCUUUAAAGUUGAUAAUUCAUCUCUUACUGGGGAAUCGGAACCUCAGAGCAGAGGUGUUGAAUUGACAAAUGAUAAUCCAUUGGAAACAAAGAAUUUGGCAUUUUUUUCAACAAACGCCGUUGAAGGGACUGCAAAAGGUGUUGUAAUCAGUUGUGGUGAUAACACUGUCAUGGGUCGUAUUGCUGGCCUUGCAUCAGGGCUUGAUACGGGUGAAACUCCAAUCGCUAAGGAAAUUCACCAUUUCAUUCACAUUAUCACUGGUGUCGCCGUAUUCCUUGGUGUAUCUUUCUUCAUAAUCGCAUUCAUUUUAGGUUAUUAUUGGUUGGAUGCUGUCAUUUUCUUGAUUGGUAUCAUUGUAGCAAACGUACCUGAAGGUUUGUUGGCCACUGUAACUGUGUGCCUAACACUAACAGCAAAACGUAUGGCCUCCAAAAAUUGUUUGGUAAAGAAUCUUGAAGCUGUUGAAACAUUAGGAUCUACUUCCACCAUUUGCUCAGAUAAAACCGGUACUCUUACACAAAACAGGAUGACCGUCGCACAUAUGUGGUUUGAUAACCAAAUUAUUGAAGCAGACACGACAGAAGACCAGUCAGGUGUACAGUAUGACAGAACGAGCCCUGGAUUUAAAGCCCUUGCCAGAAUAGCAACGCUUUGUAAUAGAGCUGAAUUCAAAGGUGGCCAAGAAGGUGUUCCGAUAUUGAAAAAAGAGGUGAACGGUGAUGCAUCUGAAGCUGCUUUACUGAAGUGCAUGGAAUUGGCUUUGGGCGAUGUAAUGUCUAUCAGACGUAGGAACAGAAAAGUGUGUGAAAUCCCAUUUAACUCAAGCAAUAAAUAUCAGGUUUCCAUUCAUGAAACCGAGGAUCCCAAUGAUCCAAGACAUCUGAUGGUAAUGAAAGGAGCACCAGAAAGGAUACUCGAUCGUUGCUCAACCAUUUUCAUUGGUGGAAAAGAAAAGUUGUUAGAUGAAGAAAUGAAGGAAGCUUUCAAUAACGCAUAUUUAGAAUUGGGAGGCCUUGGAGAAAGAGUAUUGGGAUUCUGUGAUCUCAUGCUUCCGUCUGAUAAAUUUCCUCUGGGAUUUAAAUUUGACUGUGAUGACCCUAACUUCCCUCUCACCGGAAUGAGAUUUGUCGGCCUUAUGUCUAUGAUUGAUCCUCCGAGAGCGGCUGUACCAGAUGCUGUAGCAAAAUGCCGAUCAGCUGGAAUUAAAGUAAUAAUGGUUACUGGUGAUCACCCUAUCACUGCUAAAGCCAUCGCCAAAUCUGUUGGAAUUAUUUCUGAAGGUAAUGAGACUGUCGAAGAUAUUGCUCAAAGACUGAACAUCCCCGUUUCGGAAGUUAACCCCCGUGAAGCCAAAGCUGCUGUUGUUCAUGGAACUGAACUUAGGGACACUGGACCAGAUCAACUUGACGAAAUCCUUAGGUACCAUACUGAGAUUGUGUUUGCCAGGACCUCACCCCAACAGAAACUGAUCAUUGUAGAAGGUUGCCAACGAAUGGGUGCUAUCGUAGCUGUAACUGGUGAUGGUGUGAAUGAUUCUCCUGCCCUCAAAAAGGCUGAUAUUGGAGUUGCAAUGGGUAUUGCGGGCUCCGAUGUGUCCAAACAAGCAGCUGACAUGAUCCUUCUUGACGACAACUUUGCCUCAAUUGUGACUGGCGUAGAAGAGGGACGACUUAUUUUUGAUAAUCUCAAGAAAUCUAUUGCUUACACCUUGACAUCCAACAUUCCAGAAAUAUCUCCUUUCCUUGCGUUCAUUCUUCUUGAUAUUCCACUCCCUCUUGGAACAGUCACAAUUCUUUGCAUUGAUUUGGGAACUGAUAUGAUGCCUGCUAUCUCGCUGGCGUAUGAGGCUCCUGAGUCGGACAUUAUGAAACGACAACCAAGGGAUCCAUACAGAGAUAACCUUGUCAACCGCAGGCUAAUUUCUAUGGCUUAUGGUCAAAUUGGAAUGAUACAAGCCGCCGCCGGAUUUUUUGUGUAUUUUGUCAUUAUGGCAGAAAACGGUUUCCUGCCGAUGAAAUUGUUCGGUAUUAGGAAACAAUGGGAUUCCAAAGCCGUCAAUGAUCUAACAGAUUCCUAUGGCCAAGAAUGGACUUACCGUGAUAGAAAAGCGUUGGAGUAUACUUGCCACACUGCGUUUUUUGUUUCUAUUGUCGUUGUCCAAUGGGCUGAUCUCAUUAUUUGUAAAACAAGGCGUAACUCCAUCUUACAUCAAGGAAUGAGGAACUGGGCUUUGAACUUUGGUUUAGUCUUUGAAACAGCUCUUGCUGCCUUCCUCUCCUACACCCCUGGUAUGGACAAGGGUUUGAGAAUGUACCCAUUGAAGUUCGUUUGGUGGUUGCCAGCGAUUCCGUUUUGCAUCUCCAUAUUUGUAUAUGAUGAAGUCCGUCGUUUCUACCUGCGGCGUAAUCCCGGAGGAUGGUUGGAACAGGAAACAUACUACUAAACAUUGCACACAAUUGCACACCGCACUCACGUAUUGAAUCGCCAGGAAGACGUUUUUUUUGGCAAGUCCUUUUCUCACUUUUUCCACAUUCAAAUUCUAACAGUGACUGAAUAAAAGGGAUGAACGAGGAAUGUUGUUAUAACACACCCCUUCACUUACAACCUUUUUAUUCUAUUACUAUUAGAACCUCAGUAUAAAAAAGUGAAAAAAGGGCUCACAAGAAAACCACUUUUUGGAAAUUCAAUAUAUAAGUGUGGUUUUUAAAAUACAAAAAAAAGUAAAAGGAAAAUACAUAUUUACUAGGUUAAUUGUUGAUUCCUUUUAUAAAUGCGGGAAAUAACUGUUAUAGGUGAUUUAAAAAAAUAAAAAAAUGUAAAUGUCCACCCCUUUUGGGUUUGGGAGAUCCUUUUAAUGACAAAUACUUAUUAAAUUAUUGAUUAAUAUAUCGAUUUAUAAAUAAUAUAUAUAAAUACAAAUUGUAGUAUAACCACAAACUAUUCACAUGGACCUCUGUUUAUAAUAGUAAUGUUAAACUAGUUCGUUAAAGGAAAAUUAUUUAAGUAUGUUAUAGUAAGUGUUGAGAGGAUAAGUAGAAGUUGGGGGGUCACAAUUGUUCAAUGGAGGGGGCUUAAAUGCGCUACUGCUCAAUAACUAGAAUUAAUGUUUAACCCAAAACCUUAUUUGGGCCAUUACCAUUCAUCAGUUAUUUUCUUUUCAGCAUUUAUAACUAUGUAUUAUUAAAUUAUUUAAAUAUAAAUUGUGAUAAAAUCACCUGUAGUUAUAUUUGGUGCUAAGAAAAUAAUGUUCAAACCUCAGCUGCUGCUCUGCUGACAUUCCAUUACUGUUGCCUUGCAGCUGCUUUUUAUGUGGCUUGUAUGCACUCAGCCCCCUCUUAUCCCACCAACAUUGCUUCAGUCGUACUAAUUUGAUAGCAGGUAGAAUUUAGAUUUAUAUAUAAAUAUAUAUUUAGGUUAGUUUACCACAUUGUUAUUAAACAUUCACUGUUCAUUUUAUUAGAGUUGAGUAAUUACGGUGGGUAGACGAAAAAGAGUUUACUUAUAAAUGCACAGUUGUCAUGUUUGUAUAUAUAUAUUAUAUAUAAAAUUUUAAUAAGAAGAGGUUUAAUAACGAAUCCUCUUUUGUGGUGGGUUGUGCACGCAUUUACAUACAGUACAGGCACAAAAAACAAACUCAACUGACACAAUCAUCUCGAGUGUAGGUUGUUCAUAACAAAUCAAUUAAAAAAAAAAAAAAAAUACCCAAAUGUGGACCUUUUAAUGGAAAAGUAUAUUAUAAGAAUUUUAAAGAAAUACCCACCAAUAACCAACCAAUAGCUUUUUUGUUGGCUUUCCCUAAACUUUAGUUACAUCUUAGUGACAAUAACUUCUUUCUUUUUUCAUGUUUUCAGUAAGUUUUAGUAUAGCAUUAUGUGAACUCAAAAAAACUGCCACUUUUAUUGUUUGCGUAUGUUUUGCCAAGAUGCCAUUAUAAGAAUUAAAAAAAUAAAAUAAAAAAUAUAAAAAAAAAUUUAAAUUUAUAGGAAAAUGUUUGUAUUUAAGUCAUAAUGUGAAUGUUUAUGUUGAUGGUAUAUCCGGGAACAUGUAAUAAUAUUGAUUGAUACAUUUGGGGCAGAUGUGUAAAAAUAAAUGUUAAGUCUGUAGGCAAUAAUAGAUAUUUGGCUUUGUUAUGAUAGCUGUUUUAAGAAUCUUCAGCGAUAUUUUCAUAGUGUACCUAUUAAUACUAAGCCUUCAUUCAUUCUUUAUUAUUUUUUAUUUUUCAGUAUUAUUGAGUGUAAUGUUUUAUAUCUAAUUUUGUUUAAACUUUUAUAUUCAGAUUCUACAUAUAUUUUAUGAAAGAUUGACACAAAUUGGCAUUACGGUCAUAAAUAUUGUUUUAUUUGUUGUGGAAAAUAAAGUUAUUUGUUUAAAAAAAAAAAAAGAAAGAAAAAAGAAAUCGGGUUAAUUAUUAAGUGCAUUUGUUUGUCCCUUCUCAUUGUCAGAACUUUUUGCAUAAAAGUACAAGUUUUUAAUUGUAUAUAAAAUCUAAGUUCAACUGCUCUAUAAUGUGGUUAUGUAUAGUUAAAUUUAUGAAUUUAGUUUUAUAUCAAUUAAUCAAAGACUACCUUUUGUAGGACAAAAAAUUAGCAUUUAAAUAAAAUAAAUCAGAACUGACGAUUUAUUUAUGGUUAAUAUAGGUAUUUAUUAAAAUAAGACAUUUUUGUUUAGUAAAACUUCAUAAUAGACACUCGAAAAAGAAAGCCUUUAAAUAAAUGUGAUUAGUAUUGUUUGAAAUAAUAGUUACUUAUUGUGUUCAAUGCAACCACCUCACUGCAUUUAUCAUUUAUUAAUUCACAACUUAAGAUCAUAUCCACAAAAAAAAAUUGCUAGUACUAAGCACAACUGAUGAAAUUUCAGUGGAUUAUCUUAACUAUUGUAUGCUUUAGUCCAUCUAGUGUGUCAAACAUUUGACAAUAACAUCAAAGAUAAAGCAGUAAUAAAAUUGAGUAAUUUAUUUGGUGCGUAAAACACCAAUAAUUAAAAUGUAGAAUGUGAUAAAGGCUCAAAUAAAAAUAGAAAACUUA